AUGCCACGCCAAAGCCGAGAAACUUACCAAUCUGAUUCAGAUUCUCCUGUAUCUCUGGGGUCCAAUUAUGAGUCUGGCCUGGAUUUCGAUGAAGAUUUGAUCUCAGAUGAUGAAGAUAUCGAUCCUGAGCUCCAGGGACCCAAACCAAGAAAGAACGAUAAAGCCGCUCAAUUGGCAUCCACCUUGAUGAAAGAUUUGGCUGUUGACGACUCAAUUGACUUUCUGGAUGACGAUGCCGACUAUGUGGCGCUUCCUGAAGAUAUGGACAUGGACGAGGACGACGAUGAUGAUUUACUCAACAACUUGAGAAAUGCAGCACACAUGAAGAGAAAAAGGCCAAAGAGUGCCAGUAGCUUCAAGCGUCAGGUGAUGAAUAAUAAGGACUUGGAUCCAGAGAAAAGAACAUACAUGUCUCGAGGAAACGCUGCUUUCGUGAGAGGUGAUCUAGAAACGGCAUGGAAGAACUAUGUUGAGGUCAUCAAGAUUGAUAAUAAGAGUUACAAUGCCUACAAGACGUUGGCUGAAAUUUGCCAGAUGCAAAACAAGUACAACAAAUGCUGUAAGUUCAUGCUUAUGGCGGCACUUUCCAAUCCUUCAGAUGUAGCACUUUGGGGCCAGGCUGCAGAACUCAGUACGGAUUUGGGUCACAUAGACCAGGCUAUUUACUGUUACACGCGAGCAAUUGCUAGCAAAAAUACAGAGCAUGACUAUGACUUCAUAAUACGGCGUUCUGGGCUAUAUAAGCAGAAAAGGCAGUAUGGACGUGCCUUAGAGGGAUUGCAGAGACUCAGUCAGCAGUAUCCCGAGGAUUCAUCCGUUGUCAAGCAAUUGGCUGACGUCUAUGUGCAUCAGAAGCGUUACAAUGAUGCCAUUGCGUUGUACAACCGUAUUCUUGAAAAGAAUAUGAACCCAACAGAGACAAAAGUGCCGAGGUUCAACUGGUCCGAGCUCAAUAUCCUCACGGAGCUCUAUAUAAGCAAGAGAUCAUGGACAUCCGCAAUCAACAUCAUCAAAAUCGUGGCAAGGUGGAUCCAAAAGAGAACUGACGAAACGUGGUGGGACGAACAGCAGGACUGUGAUGCCGAAUUUGACGAAAGAAGAGGCCCUGCCAUAAUGAAGAAGAAGCCAAAGUUCUACAACGAGUGUGCCGGGCGCCCUCAUGAUUUGCCAAUUGACAUUCGCUUUAAACUCGGUUUCCUACGUCUCGAAUUGGAUCAAAAGGAAGAAGCCCUCCGACACUACGCUUUCUUGUUUUUGGAGGAGGAUAAGUGGGAGGUUUCGGAUUUGUUUUAUGAGGCCGGCAAGCACCUUGAGUCGAAGGGAUUCUAUGAGGAUGCCAUCACCUACUUGAAAGGCGUUAUCGAUGAAGAACAUUUGGCUGAAGUCCAGUACCUUUUAGGUAAAUGUUACGCUGAAAUCAAGGAAUACGAAACCGCAAAAGCGCACUUGCUAGAGGCUAUGAAAGAUGAUCCUGACAAUGACUAUCUCAAGACCAUUUUGAUCGAGGUGCUUUACUACACAAACGAUCACGAUGAUCAAGCCUUGGCAAGCAGGCUUAUCAGGGAGCUCAAGGCCCCCAAAGCUGAUGAGGCACAACCAGAGUCAACUGACUACGUACCUCCUGCUGAUGACGAUGACGAUCAGGAUAACAUAGCGCUCAUCAAAAAUGCGAGAGAGUACAAGGACACCAAGAAGGAGACGUUGACGGAAGAGGAAAGAGAAGAAAUUGAACAGCGUGCUACACGCAUGGUCCUUGAUAAAUUCAACAGAAUGAAGAGGCUCCAGGAGGCUAUCGACCAGGGUCAUAAGGCUGCAGCAUCUGCCUGGAUGAACAUCGCUUCACAGCUUAUUGAUAUGUUCACCAGUGUCAAGGCAUUCUUUCCCAAGAAUAGGAAAUCGACAUUCAGAGGUAUUGUGAUGUACCUUCGUCGCAAGCAGGAUCUGGAUAUUAACAAUCGUUUGGCACGAAUCAAUAACCUUUAUGAGGGAAUCACGGAGACCACCAAUUCCAGAGUCACUUUGACCGCACAGACCGAAUUCAGAGGGCUUUCUUAUGAUCAAUGGCUCUAUAUUUUUGUACAAAACGCUCUUCUUGUGCGUCUGUUUGACCAUAACUUGGAUGAAGCGAUCAGCAUCCUUGAGGUGGCUUUCGAUGUGAAUGUUUUCAUCCAAGACAAACAAAGAGUUAUGAUCUUGCGCUUCGUGCGUCUAUCGCUUGCAAUUGACCAGCAGGACUACAUCCCGACCGUUUGCAAUAAUGUUCGUUACGUGCUUACUUCGACACAGUUCUCGCCAACCGUUUACGGCAUCUUCAUGUGCUGUUUUGCAUCUGGUGUUGCUGCCUGGGCAGCCUUCAGCAACUACAACCAUCAGAAGUAUUUCUUGAGACAGCUUAAAGCUUACGACUCUUUGCUCUACUCGUCAAAGGUGUCUGGUGCAGCUCAUGUUACUGUUGAUGUGAAAGGAAUGUCGUUUGACAAAGAGCUUCCGCUGUUGCUCUACAUGUACGCCUGUCUUUUGGGAAGCAACCGUGCAUAUUCUUCGCCAAUUGUAUACCUCACGAGAGCUUACAAGAAAUGCUACAACGACCCCACCAUCUGUCUUAUGCUAGGAUUGGCUCAUGUGCACCGUUCGAUGCAGAGAAAUUCUUCCAAUAGACACAUGCAACUCCUUCAGGGAAUCAGUUUCCUUUUGGAGUACAGAGAUCGUCGCAGCAAAAACAGCACAGAUUACGAAAAACAAGAGAUUGAGUACAAUUUCGGACGUCUUUUCCACAUGUUGGGUCUUCCAGCACUCGCGAUCAACCACUACAACAAGGUUUUAGAGUACCAUGAAACUCUCAAAGACGAUCCAGAUUAUGAUUUACUGAUUGACGCAGCUUACAACCUCACCUUGAUCUACACAAUCAACGGCAACACCGCUAUGACCGAGGAGUUGACGGAUAAGUACUUGACCAUCUAG
Molecule: messenger RNA, 2961 nt
Organism: Candidozyma duobushaemuli
Lineage: Eukaryota; Fungi; Ascomycota; Pichiomycetes; Serinales; Metschnikowiaceae
Gene: TFC4
Product: transcription factor TFIIIC subunit
Exons: 1
Coding region: 1-2961 (986 amino acids)
Biological process (GO): transcription by RNA polymerase III
Cellular component (GO): transcription factor TFIIIC complex
Molecular function (GO): protein binding
Source: RefSeq, a predicted model, not a curated record